Molecule: messenger RNA, 2040 nt
Organism: Diospyros lotus (date-plum)
Lineage: Eukaryota; Viridiplantae; Streptophyta; Magnoliopsida; Ericales; Ebenaceae
Product: protein SAWADEE HOMEODOMAIN HOMOLOG 2
Exons: 10
Coding region: 278-1777 (499 amino acids)
Molecular function (GO): chromatin binding; DNA binding
Source: RefSeq, a predicted model, not a curated record
GUUUGAAUUGGGGGAAGCCUAAUUCCAAUCUCUCUCUCUCUCUCUCUCUCUCUCUCUCUGUGUGUGUGUGUGUGUGUGUGUGUGUGUGACGGUCGGAGAAGACGAGGCCGAUGGGGCGACCGCCGAGCAACGGAGGCCCAGCCUUCCGCUUCAACCCAAAUGAGGUGAACUGGGGAAACCCUAUAAUUUGAAAAGAAGAAGUGUGAAUUGUUUUCCUGACUUAUGGUUUUUGGAGGAGUCUUUUGGUUUGCCCUGAACAGGGAAUUAUUGUCAUCUAAUGGUUGCAGAGAUGGAAAUUAUUCUGCAAGAACACAAUGCUCAGAUGCCAGCACGGGAGGUUCUUGUAGCUCUUGCCGAGAAGUUCAGUUCUUCACCGGAACGUGUGGGAAAGAUUAUGGUUCAAAUGAAACAAGUAUGGAAUUGGUUUCAGAAUAGACGGUAUGCUCUCAGAGCAAAAGCAGCUAAAACACCUGGGAAGUUGAAUAUAUCACCUGUGACUCAUAAUGAUCCCAAUACUGUCAGAAAUGUCAUUCAACCUCCUCAAGCUCCUCAACCUGUGACUAUUCCGUCAGCGGUUCUAAAUGCAGGGAGGACUGUUCCAGAUAAUUCUCAGAUGGAAUUUGAAGCUAAGUCUGCCAGGGAUGGUGCAUGGUAUGAUGUUGCAACAUUUAUGUCUCAUAGAUCUCUUGAGAAUGGCGAUCCGGAUGUUCUGGUUCGAUUCUCUGGUUUUGGACCUGAGGAAGAUGAAUGGAUUAAUGUUCGCAAACAUGUCAGGCAACGAUCUCUUCCAUGUGAGGCUUCAGAAUGUGUUGCUGUUCUUCCAGGAGACCUUAUACUCUGUUUUCAGGAAGGGAAAGAGCAAGCUCUUUAUUUUGAUGCCCAUGUUCUUGAUGCACAAAGACGGAGACAUGAUAUAAGAGGCUGCCGCUGUAGGUUCCUCGUCCGCUAUGAUCAUGACCAAUCUGAGGAAAUUGUACCUCUGAGAAAGGUUUGCCGUCGGCCUGAAACUGAUUAUAGGCUGCAGCAACUUCAUGCCAUGAACAGUUCGGGAUCUCUGAGCCAGCACAAGACUGGUGCCGAUCUCCAGAUAGGCAAUACUUUGAAGGUCUAUCCUACUCCAACCCAGCCAACCCAAAGGCAGGACAAGGCCGAGGAACAAGAGGAACAAGCAGCAGAUGGUCAAGCCAAGGUUACCCCUCGCCCCAACAGUAAGGUUGCUGCAUCGACAGAAACCAAAGCUCUGCAGCCUAAAGAUAACGAGAUCAUCAACACGGCUGGUGUUGUGGAAACUUCUUUCCCCCCACCACUGCCCAAUGUUGCUGUGACGACUACUGCUGCCACAACUGCUGGCAUUGAGGGAGCUUCUAUCGCUCCACUGGCCGAUGUUGCUGUGACAACUACAACUACUGCUGCUGCCACAACUGCUGGCAUUGAGGGAGCUUCCAUAGCCUCAAUGGCCGAUGUUGCUGUGACAACUACAACUACUGCUGCUGCCACAACUGCUGCUAUUGAGGGAGCUUCUAUCGCCUCAAUGGCCGAUGUUGCUGUGACGAUUGAGGGAGCUUCUAUCGCUCCACUGGCCGAUGUUGCUGUGACAACCACCACUGCUGCCACAACUGCUGGUAUUGAGGGAGCUGCGACUGCGACGACUACUGCUGCCAUAACUGCCGGUGACGAGGGAAAUUCUGCAGCCCCAUUGCCUGAUGUUGCUGUGUCUCCUACUGCCGCCCCAGAAACUGUAACCAGCGAUCCUGCUCCAAAUGUGGCUCAAGCUUAAGGGUGGAUCCUAGGUAGUUUAGUAAUGUUUGUACCCCUUUCCGUUUGAAGUUCAAUUAAGCUCCCAUUCAGUUUUGUUAUUAGUAAUUUGGGAUGUUGAUAUUGGACGAUAAUGAGUUCUAUUUAGAAUAUAUAUUGCUAUGGUGCAUUAAACAACAAUAUAUAUAUAGGAAAAGAAAAAAUCGUAUUUGCACGCAGCUUUUUCUUGUUAUUUGUUUUAGAACUCAUUAAUUUUUAUGGUAUAAAAAUUCAAAAUUUACUUUU